CAAAGCUGUAUACGUGUGAUUAGAACAGUGGAUGCUCUUGUCACGGGUCCACUUUGUUCUCGGUUCAGAAUUUUCAAGCCCAUAUAUCAGUCACACUAUUAGACAAUAGACUAAUCCUGACUUUCCCUUCAAACAGCUUACUUUUGUUGUCCAGAAGAAGAAGAAGAAGAAGAGCAGAAGAUAGAAAACACCAUUCAACAAAAGACAGAAUCUUUUGUGAUAAAAUUUGAUUCAAGGCUUUAGCAUUCCAAGUAGAGGAGCAUUGGUUCUCUGGACUUUAUUCUUUUAUCUAUCCAUCUUCAAGACGCUUAUAGGUGUCAGUUUGGUAGGAUCUGUCGCUUAUAGCCAGCAGUCUUUCAGAACUUGAGGGUUUGGUAGGAUCUGUCGGAUGCUAUAUUAGAAAGAACUAAAAAAAAAAAGAAGGGAAUCUUUAGAAAUGGAAGAUGAUGGUGGAGGCAGUGAUGGAGGGGAAGGAAACGGUGCGUUUUCACCUAAUUCUAGCUUUGGGGCAUUCCCUGAGAUGCCCAUGGAUCUGGAUUUCAUGGAUGAGCUCUUGUUUGAUGGUUGUUGGCUAGAGACAACAGAUUUAAAGCAGUCAGAAGAAACUGCUUCAGCUUCUAACGCCAUGGAUGACAACAACAACAAUACCCCUUUCCUCUACUUUGCUGACAACCCAUUUCAAGAAAAAACUUCCAAUGGAGAAGAAACAGAGAAUCAACAAGAACCUUGUAACCAGGCUGCAUCAAGUUCUCUACUAGAGGAAGCUGAGGUGGGAAGAAGUUGGUGGAUUGCUCCAAGAAGAGGAAGAAGUCAAGGCCCUUCUUCCUCUGUGAAGGAGAGACUCUUACGAGCUAUAAGCGGUCUCGACGAAGCAGUCCCUGAUAAGGACUUCCUUGUGCAGAUAUGGGUGCCGUUUCAGCAGGAAGGGAAAAACUUCUUGACCACUUUGGCUCAGCCACAUUUAUUCAACCAAAAAUACUCGAGCCUUGCACAAUACAGACAUGUUUCAGAGACUUAUAACUUCCCUGCCGAUGAGGGUUCGACGGAAGUAGGACUCCCCGGUCGUGUUUUCCUCCAGAAACUGCCUGAGUGGACUCCUGAUGUACGUUUCUUUAGGAGCGAAGAGUAUCCUCGCAUCAAAGAAGCGCAGAAGUGUGAUGUCCGUGGGUCGCUUGCUGUUCCUGUGUUUGAAAGAGGUAGUGGGACUUGUUUGGGUGUUGUUGAGAUCAUCACAACUACUCAGAAGAUGAAUUACAAGCCAGAACUUGAGAACAUCUGUAAAGCUCUCGAGGCUGUGGAUCUAAGGAGUUCAAGUAACUUGAUGACUCCAAGCACUGAGUUUCUGCAGGUCUAUAGUGAUUUCUACAACGCUGCAUUACCUGAGAUAUCAGAUUUCUUGGCCACAGUCUGCAGAUCAUAUGAUCUGCCUUUAGCUUUGUCAUGGGCUCCGUGUGAUCGGCAGGGGAAAGGUGGAUCUCGACAUUCUGAUGAGAACUUUUCUCAGUGCGUUUCCACAAUCGAUUCUGCUUGCUUUGUCCUGGAUGAAGAGAGCAAAUGUUUUCUGGAGGCAUGUUCUGAGUAUCAUCUUCUCCAAGGGGAAGGCAUGGUUGGGAAAGCAUUCGAGGAGACCAAACUGUUUUUCGUGCCCGAAGUGACCAUAUUUAGCAAGACCAACUACGCUCUUGCGCACCAUGCUAAAGUGUCUGGACUACACGCUGCUUUAGCGGUCCCGUUGAAGGGCAAAAGCAAUGGUUUGGUCGAGUUUGUGUUGGAGUUCUUCUUUCCAAAGUCCUGUAUUGACACUGAAGCGAAAGAUGAGAUGCUCAAAUCACUGUCUGUGACUCUGCAGCAGGAUUUCAAGAGUUCGAAUCUUGUCAUUGACAAAGAUCUAGAGUUAGAAGUUGUAUUGCCUGUUGGAGAGGACAUGGUUCUCUCAGAAACCGAAGAGUCUUUGAGAGAAGUUCAUAUGCAAGACUCCUCCUCAAUGAUAAAGGCUAACGAGAAGGGUAAAGAUCCAAUAGAUGAAUCCAAGAUCUCAUCUGGAUUGGAUAACAGUCAGCUUGAUCCAAUCCCUUCAGGAGGAUGCAGAGUCGACGCUGGUCCAAGUACUGAACCAGCUUCAACCGGUGGUGGAAAUAUGUUAGGGAGUAGAAGACCAGGUGAAAAGAAAAGAUCAAAAACAGAAAAGAUCAUUGGCUUGGAGGUUCUUCAACAAUACUUUGCCGGAAGCCUCAAGGAUGCAGCCAAGAGCAUUGGUGUUUGUCCAACUACCUUGAAAAGGAUAUGCAGGCACCACGGAAUAACGAGAUGGCCUUCCAGAAAAAUCAAGAAGGUUGGGCAUUCGUUGAAGAAACUGCAAGUCGUUAUGGACUCUGUUCAAGGUGCACAAGGAUCUAUCCCACUCGAUUCAUUCUAUACAAGCUUCCCAGCGUUGAACUCUCCAAAUAUGUCCAGUAGUGGCCCUUCCUUGAAAAGUAAAGAACAGUUACAGCAUUUGAACGCUCCAACGUCAGAGGAUAAACCAGCACCAAGGUCACCAUCAUCUUCUUGCUCUGGUUCAAGCACCAACACUGCAAACACUCUGCAGGUUGCUGAGAAUGCUGAUGCGGUUUUGAAGAAAGCUCAGGGCGAGGCAGAACUGCAUAAUGAGAAUCAAGAGGAAACAAAAAGUCUCAAGGAGCCUCCUCUUCUUGAAAAUGUACCGGGUAGUAGCAGCAAGAGCUUAAGAGCAGGAGGGGGCAUUAAAGUGAAAGCAACGUUUGGUGAGGCCAUAAUACGGUUUACUUUGCCACCGAGCUGGGGCUACAGAGAGCUGGAGGGAGAGAUUGCUAGGCGUUUCAACAUAGAUGACGUUUCCUGGUUUGAUCUCAAGUACCUGGAUGACGAUAAGGAGUUGGUUCUUCUGACGUGUGAAGGGGAUCUAGAGGAAUGUAUCGACAUACAUAGAUCAUCAUCAUCACAGAGCCAAACAAUUAAGAUAAGUCUGCACGACGCUUUUCAAGUCAAACUGGGAGGUUCUUUUGGUAGCUCUGGUGCAUCCUGAUAAACACACACUCUCAAAGCAAGGAAGGUUGCAACUUACAAUCAGAGAUCGCACUUUACCAUUUUAGCCUCGGAAUCGUUAGGUAAACAUUACCUUGAAGACCAUUUUGCAAGUGGCAAUAGUAUAACUGGUCUUCUGCAUAGCCUGAACAGAUUUUUUUGUAUAUAGGCAUGCAUUGUUUUUUUUUUAAUCUUUGUUUCUUAAGCUCUGCAACCUAUAUAAAUUGAAUUACAGUAUUAUGUGUGUGUUCA
Molecule: messenger RNA, 3294 nt
Organism: Raphanus sativus (radish)
Lineage: Eukaryota; Viridiplantae; Streptophyta; Magnoliopsida; Brassicales; Brassicaceae
Product: protein NLP1
Exons: 5
Coding region: 437-3043 (868 amino acids)
Molecular function (GO): protein binding; DNA-binding transcription factor activity
Source: RefSeq, a predicted model, not a curated record